Messenger RNA from Zea mays, 1774 nucleotides. RefSeq lists its product as uncharacterized. The transcript is spliced from 2 exons. The record is from RefSeq and is a predicted model, not a curated record. The coding region runs from base 1060 to 1653 and encodes 197 amino acids. NCBI's taxonomy places the organism in Eukaryota, Viridiplantae, Streptophyta, Magnoliopsida, Poales, Poaceae.
UUGUUCGUACUAUUGACGAGGAUGAGGAAGAGGAGGAAAUCCCCUUAGUUCGGAAAAACAGUUAGCGUUAUAUAGUCAGUGGGGAGAGUAGUGACAUUCCUUCUCCAGCUUUGUUUGCUCUUGUUGGUCUGCAAGAAUUAUCUCUGGCAAAUUUUGAUCAGGCUCUCGAGGAUGUGGUCCCUGAAGAUCUGAUGUCCGAGCCGACAGAUGGUGGUAUGAUGGAUGUUUGCGCUGAUAUGCCUGAUGUCGGUUUAGAGUUAUCCCGAGCAGCGUCUCGUGCCUCAUCGACCUUGGAGCGUGGUCUUAAGAGUCAAGAGGCUGAUCUAGAUUGCUCUGUUCCCAUGGAAGUGGCUGAAAAUCCUUCAGCCUUAGAGGUGGCUACUGCAGAGAACCCGGUCCCCAAGGAUGGCGCCAGCAUUUACCCAGCCCCUGAGGGUGUUGCCGGUAAUGAUUCGGCUCGGGUGGGCAGCGCGAGCUAUGACCCAGCCCCCAAGGGUGUCCGAGCGGGUUCCCCUUCUCAUACUUCUAUGGAUGUCCACGUCGGGUCUUCUCCUCCACAUUCUGAUUGCAUGGCAGCAGCACAUGCUUUGGGUCAGGAAGUCGCCUUAGAGGCUAGCGCACCUGAUGCUAGAGUUUUGAUUCCUGCUGGUGAUGUUGAGUUGGUCCCCAAUGAUGCUCUGCAGAUUGCCUCGGUUGAUAAUCCUUCGUCAAGUCACCAACUGUCUUCCCAUGAUUUGGGGCUUCCUUCGUUUUUCUCCAAUCUCCAGGUAAUCUGGCUUUUCCCGAUCUGGCUAUACUCCUGGUGAAAUACUGUCUUUGUACUCAUUUGUUUUCAAUGUCAGGCUUUGGUUGACGAGAUGGCUGGUCAGCUGAGAUCGCAGGGUGCCUCUGUCUCGGAAAGAGCUCUGUCUCUAACACGUUGGAAUCUAGUGCUGCUUCAGCAGCGGGUAUGUGAUUUGGAGAUGGCAAAUGCUGGUUAGUGCCCUUUGUUUCUUUCUUGGCUACUUAAUUAAUCUGCUUUUUGGCUGAAUAUCCUUGUUUGACCGUUUCUUGCUAGAUAUGACCCGGUGGUACUCUGAUCUUGAGGAGAAAUAUUCUCAAGGUCAGUCGGAUUUGGCCCGGGUUUCUGCUUCUCUGAAUGAUGCCAACAUGCUGAAUUCCUCUCUCAAUGCUCAGCUUGACUCUGAAAAGGAGGAAAAACAUGCCCUUGCAACUUCUUGUGACAACCUUGACAAGUUGUAUCGCGACGCCAGCAAUUCUUUGACUAUCUUGGAGAGGAGCCAUCGCUUUACCAUGGCAGACUUGGAUAAUCAUCGUUACAAGCUUCAAGAGUCCCUGGAUGAACUCAUUCGUGUUAGGCAAUUGGUGUCAGGCAAAGAUUCUGUCAUCAAGGAUCUGCGUGCUUCUAAAAGAUCAGUCGUCCAGGAGCUAGAAGCUGCUCGGCUGACUGUCAGGACUGCUAAAGAUACUUCCGCUACUUUGAAGGCCCAGCGCGACAAGGCUAUGGACAAAGCCAUUCGCGUGGGGCGAAUCUUGAUGAGGAGACCCAGUGUGAUUGUUCCUGACGACAUAGUUGCAGAUGUCAAUGCUGCUCCUGAUUCUUCGAGUCUCCCCUCUUCAUCGGUCGCUCCUGAGAAAAACAUUACCAAGUAGAAACAAUGAAUGCAUUGUGUACGUGGUUAGUGUGCUCGAAUAUUCUGUCAGAAAGUGUUUUCAGUACUGAAUGCAAUUAUUAUUUUCCUGUUGCUAGAAUCCAACAGUAGUUACAAUUGCA